Molecule: messenger RNA, 1583 nt
Organism: Temnothorax curvispinosus
Lineage: Eukaryota; Metazoa; Arthropoda; Insecta; Hymenoptera; Formicidae
Gene: Spred
Product: sprouty-related, EVH1 domain-containing protein 3
Exons: 6
Coding region: 77-1333 (418 amino acids)
Biological process (GO): multicellular organism development; negative regulation of MAPK cascade
Cellular component (GO): membrane
Molecular function (GO): protein kinase binding
Source: RefSeq, a predicted model, not a curated record
UUCAAUAGUUUGUGAGUUUCUGCAAAAUGAGACGCCAGCUUCACACACACCUACUGUAUUACUAUUGGAAUUAGACAUGUUUGGUAACUAUCUGGUAAGGGUCCAUGCCCAGGUAAUGACGAGAGAUGACAGUUCCGGUGGUUGGGUUCCUUUGAGCGGUGGUGGAUUAGCGAAUGUCUCAGUCAGGCGUAGAGUCACUCCCUCAGGAGUACAUCAAAUAAACAAUACUAAUGGAACCACUAUUCCUACCACGACUAAUCCUACGAAUUCCGUCUCCAAUGCAGCGGUCGGUCUUCAGAACCAUGGAUCUUCCAAUAUCUCCCCGCCUGGCGCGAAUAAAAGAAAACAUGAAUAUCUUAUUUAUGGGAAACGUAUUACCGAUCAGUCGGUUGUUCUUAGUUGUACAAUUAAAAAAGAUUUCGAAUAUAAUAAGGUAAUGCCAACUUUUCAUCACUGGCGGACAGGGGAAAAGAAGUUUGGUUUAACGUUUCAAACAGCUGCCGACGCAAGGGCGUUUGACAAAGGUGUUCGAACAGCAGUUGAGGAACUAUUGGAAGGUUUGUCUGAUUUAACGUUGACUACCGAUGUUCCAGACGCUGGGGAUGAAGAUGUUUUCAUGACUUUGAAUUUGCCAGUGGAACCACCUGAGCCACGUGCGUCUUCGGAUACACCUCAUGGAUUUCGAGUGCCGAAUUAUUCUCAAUAUUCGGAGCUUCCUGACUCUCACCGAUCUAUCCAUUACAUCGGUGGUUCUUCCACCAUUAAAGCUCCACCGACGCAACAUCCUCUGGCUUCUGCCACAGACAUUGGAUCAGAUAAUUAUCCCUAUGUGCAGCUUACAACACUUAAUCAUGAAUAUCUGUAUCCUAUUAUUGACGAUCAUAAGGGUGAGAGAUUAGACGGACAUAAUACUUCUAAUAGCGGAAGCUCUUUGAAGAAACCAGACACAAUAAUAUCGCAACCUUCGAAGAAUACUAUGAAACGUAAUGUACGUUUACGUUGCAAGCAUUGUCAAGAACUGUAUUCGGAGCAACAUAAUCCAAAAGGUUCCUGCGAGUAUGCUCCCGAUCCAAUUAGGCGUGGAAUUGCAACAGUCUCUUGUUUGUCAUGUGCCCAAUGUAUGUUAUAUCACUGCAUGAGUGACGCCGAAGGUGAUUUUGCACAAAAUCCUUGUAGUUGUAGUACAGAAGAAGGAUGGGGACGAAGAUGGUGCGGUUUGGCCUUGUUGUCAAUCAUCGUCCCUUGCUUGUGGAUAUAUCCUCCUCUUAAAGCUGUACAUUGGUGUGCAGUUUCCUGCGGCAUGUGCGGCGGGCGUCACCAUCCUACGGAAUAGUUGGAAGAACCCUUUGAUAUCUCUGCUCCAUAUUUGAUUGGUUCAAGCAAUUUUUCCACAUCAUACAACGCAGUCGCCAAUGUAUAUGAAUGUCAUGAUUUGAGUAUGGGUCGUUGUCAGAGGUAUCAAAGGGGUAGACAGUUUCCAGUGCACGCACUUAUCCAUCAGAGUCAUCUCUAAGAAAAAAAAAUUGGUCAAAGAGAAAAGACCCAAUUUAGAUGUUUUACACACACACACACACACACACACA